Molecule: messenger RNA, 4943 nt
Organism: Stomoxys calcitrans (stable fly)
Lineage: Eukaryota; Metazoa; Arthropoda; Insecta; Diptera; Muscidae
Gene: ear
Product: protein AF-9
Exons: 4
Coding region: 589-3768 (1059 amino acids)
Biological process (GO): regulation of DNA-templated transcription
Cellular component (GO): super elongation complex
Source: RefSeq, a predicted model, not a curated record
AAAUAACACCGGCGGUGUUCACAAUAUUGGAGUUUUCAAAAUUAAACAAAUUUAAAAAGCUUCAAAAACACCAGUUUUAAAUUAUCGUUUCAUGACCUUGGUCCAAACCAACCAAACAAAAAGGACAUUUUAAAAGAACUGUGAACAAGGUAAAGUCAUAAAUCGCAUAAUAUAGCCACAUAUAUUCAACAUCUGUGCUAUAUAGAUCUAAAAUAAAAUGCAUCUUUGUCCUUUCUAAAAAGAGUAUAAAGUAAUGAAGCAAAAUGUUGUGUCACCUUGUGCUGCUGCCAUCAACGGUAUUAUCGAAAGUUCGAUUCUUUCAUUCGAUUUCUUAUCGACUUUCUCACACAAAAAGUCGAUUAACCGAUUAGUCGAAAGUCUGAUCUCUAGUAGAUGGAUGUGAAAUUAAUAAUGGAAAAAUGAAAUGGAAAAACAUAUUGCCGAAGAACUAAUUCCUAAAAUACAAGUUUAUAAAGGACUAAAGCAGUCAGAACGAUAUAUAAAGUGAAAGAGUAGACAAUUUAUCAAGCAGCAAUUAAACUGAGGUCGUUUGACUGGGACGGUGUUUACCCGUAAAAUAAUAGGGCAAUGAUGGCGGUUAAAGUGGAAUUCGUAAUAGGCCAUACCUCUAGGCUGAGGAGUAAGAAGACCGUUGAAGGCUUUACUCAUGAUUGGGAGCUGUACGUCAAGGGUAGUCAACAGGGCGACAUUAGUGCUUUCGUUGAGAAAAUAGUUUUUGUCUUGCACGAUUCAUUCCCAAAACCCAAAAGAGUGUGCAAAGAUCCACCAUAUCAAAUUCAAGAGUCUGGUUAUGCAGGUUUUACAGUCUUAGUAGAGAUCUUCUUUCGCAACCGGGAUGAGCCGAAAAGGGUAUUAUAUCAAUAUGAUUUGUUUCUACAACAAACUGGUCCGCCCACGCAUUCUUUUGAGGUGAAAAAACACAUUUUCGAAAAUCCAUCGGAGGAAUUUCGCCAGAAACUUUUAAGAGGUGGCGGCGUUCCGGUUUCCGGAGUAGUUUCGUCGAAUCCAAUGCAGAAUAGCUCAGUACCGACGGUAACAAAUCUCCCUGGGGAAAUGCACAAAAGUAUGUCUGCUGAAAAGAAACACAAGAAUCGGCCUCCCGAUGAAUCGAAACUGGAUGCGUUCGCUGACCUCUUUGGUCCCCCCAUAACAAAAGCGUCAUCCAGUAAAGCAGCAAGUGGUGCAACAGGUACGGUAGCUGUGGGCAGUUCAUAUGCUUUGGGAGCCAACACGAAGCAUUCGCCAGAGAAUAAAGUUUCACAGCAAGCUUCGAACGCUGGCAUUAGUUUACCCUCCACUGCUAAAGAAAAAUCGAAAGAUAAAGAGAAAUCAACUUCAGAAAGAUCUAAAGAGCGUUCCGAAAGAAAGGAGAAACAUCACAAACAAUCUGGAACAAGUCCUCACAAAGAUGGCCGAAGUGAUUCGAAGAAAUCCGAGGGUAAGCAUGAUAAAAGGGAUAAAGGCGAAGAAAAAUCAAAGAAGGAUAAAAAUCGUGACAAAGAUCGGGAUCGUGAUAGAGAAAAAACAUCAUCAUCAACAGGGAGCAAUGUAAACCUUGCAAAUAGCAAUAACAAGAAACCUUCAAGUCCCAAGGUUCCCAGGGAACUUAGUCCUCAAAAAUCUGGGCCUGUGAUGGCAGCAGCAACAACUGCCACUGCAGCAUCUUCAAAUAAUUUAAAUGCAACGGCUCGUCCAUCAUCUUCGCAAAGUGGAAAGUUGGACGAUAUUAAACCAUCAUCCAAAUCUUCUAAAGAUUCAUCCUCCAAAGAGUCGAAAACAAAAGAAUCCUCUUCUUCGUCAAGUGGCAAGAAGUCGAAAAAGGAAAAAAAAGACAAGGAUAAAGAUAAAGAUAAAGAGAAGGACAAAGACAAAGACAAGGAGCGACGGCACGAAGAAAAAGAGAAACAAAAGGUUUCGGAAUCAUCCUCCAAAAUAAUCGCUCCACCAAAAGAUGAGCAAAAGCAAGUGCAACCCACAAACAAUGGAAACUCAAAUUCCAUUGCCAAUGCACCAGCCCCAGUAGCUGACAACAAACAUUCAAAAAAUAACAUAAACCCAGCCUUACAACAGGAUGUGUCAAAGAAGCUUGAGAAGUCGACAAAGCCAGAAGUUGGGAAGAUUGCGGAAAAGACUGCGGGAAAUAUCACAGCGUUGACGACUUCAUUGGCGCCUACAAGCAUUCCUGCAGCGCCGGCAACAAAUGAUAAAAAGGUAUCUUCUAGCACUGUUUCUUCAACGUCAGCUCCGCCACCUGAGAAAGACAAGCGGUCGCAUAAGCAUAAAAAGAAGGAAAAAAACAAGGACAAGGAUAAAGAUCGCGAAAGAGACAAGGAUCGUGAUAAAGAUAAAGACAAAGAUCGAGAAAAGGACAAAGAGAAGGAUAACAAGAGGGAUAAGGAAGUAAAAGAGAAGGUGGUGGAGGAGAAGAAUUUGGAAAACUUUUCAGCCCCAAAUCCACUGCAGCAAUUGAAUCUCUCAUCAUCGUCAGGCAGCAUAUCGCUAGCAACAGUGCCCGUCAAUAGUCCUCGUAUCAACAGUGCCGAAGAUUCAACUGGUAUCAAUACCACACCUUCUUCAACAACUUCUUCGACUACAACAAGCAGCUCGUCAUCGAAAUCAUCCAAAAAUAAAGAGAAAAAAUCCAAAGAUAAGUCAUCAAAAGAGGACAAACUGAAACACAAAUCGAAUGAUGCCGAAGCAUCGUCCGAAAGCAAAGCCAAACAAGCUAAGUUGUCAUCUUCCAACUCAAGCAGCAACAGCAGUAACACCCCCAAUGCCAACAGCAUAACGGCAAAUUCUUCAAAUUCAGCUUUUCCUCCGCCUCCCAUUGCACCAACAGCGCCAAAUGUGACUUCGACAAAUAGUACACAUUUUGACCUAAGCGAUAAUGACAGUGCAUCGUCUGCACCAAUGGAACCGCCAGCAGCUGGAAUCGCCACAACAACCGCAAUACCUGCCUCCAAUCAAGCAGCAAACAGCAAUGCGUCAAAGCCACCACAAAUCAUCACCCAUUCUGACAGCUCAAACAGCAGUUUUCCGGAUUUAAGCAUAACCAAAACACAAAAGCCAACAUCACAAGAACCAGCAAAGCCUGUAAAUCCCACACCACCCCCUGUGAAAGAUGCUCCCUCGAAGUUCAGCAGUAAGUCUUCUAAGGAGAAGAUCUCAUCGGAUAAACCAUCCAAAAACGACGAAGAAAAGGAAAAAAAGCGUCGACGAAAUUCUCAAGCAGCCAAUACUUUUAUAGAACCGCCGCUGAAACAAAUGAAAAAAGAAACAAAAUCGGUGCGCGAAAAAUCCAAAUCACCUUCCCUUCGCAAUACGGGCAGCAGGGCAAGCAUCUCUGAAGCCACAUCAACAUUUUUACAGCCUGGAGCAUCGCCUUCUAGCACGGCGGCGGCAGCACCACUUCCACCUCCUUCGUUGGUGGCACCCUCGGCUGCCCACUCUCCUGCCUUAAGUGCGACUGAGGCGGUGGGUAAUGCGACUAGUGCCACUGCCAAUGCAUCCACUACCAAUUCACUGGCAUCACAUCCAUUGCCCUCAGAUUAUCUAAGUGAGCUGCAGGAGUUACAUCACAAAAUAAUGACAUUGCAAGACAAUGAAGAUCUGCAGCACGUUGUUGAAAUGAUAGCUGCAACUGGUUGUUAUGAAAUUACAACAAAAACAUUUGAUUUCGAUUUGUGCAAAUUGGAUAGGGGCACAGUUCAACGAUUACAGGAAUUUUUUGCCUCAUCGGUAUCGUGACAUAGAAUUCAUGUUUAAGGUGGAAAGAUAAUUUCUUGUUUUUUCUCCUUCCAUUGGAAUUGUUCACAUAUUUUAAGUGUCACCAAUACAGGAGGACAUUUGCUAUGGAACAAAUUAAAGUUAUUUAAAACAAAACAAAGAAGAAGCUAUUGCGAACAUACACAAAAUAAAUAAAUAACAUAUUUAAUAUUGUAAUCUAAAAUAAUAAGAAUAAUACAAACAAAAAUAUGUAUUGCACAAAAUUUGUGUUAAAAAUAAUGAAUUUAAGAGAGGCAGCAGCAGCAGCAGCAGCAGCAGAAGCAAAAGAAGAAGAAGAAGUAGAAUCAACCACAACAGCAGCAACAACAACAAGCAGAAAUAGAAACAUACAUAUAUUAGUAAUUUAUUAAUGUUUUAUUGUAACAAAAAUGGACAGAUAACAGACAGCAAAGCAGAACAUGCGUACGUACAUACAUGUAUUUACACAUAUACAUUGAGACAAGAAAAAGAAACGAACAUAGAACAAAAGAAAAAACCAAAUAAUUAAACAAUUCUUAAAGAAAUUCCCCUCAGUACGCCCGCCCCUCAGCACCCCCUCAUACAUGAAAACAAUUUACAUGAAUAACAAUAUUUAUAAAAGCUUAACUUAAGAUAUUUAAGAUUUCAUUUAACAGAUUUCCGUUGAACGAAAAAUAGCUGAGAGACAUCAAACACACACACACACCCAAAUCUCCUCUAAAGAAUAUUAACCAUAUAAACCUUAACUUUCUUCAAGAUCAAAGUUAUAAUGCUAGGUUCUCUCAAUCCUUAUAGUUUAUUAGUGCUUAGAAUCUGCCAAUGUGACUUUUGUCCUUUCGCCCUUGGUUUCUCUAAAGUGUUGAACUAUUUUCAAACACCUCCUCGCACUCAGUCGCAGCUCCUGAAAGCAGUCACACAUUUUUUUAUGACUGCAUAAGACUUGUACAUUUAAUUUUUGUAUUUUUUAAUAAUAUGCUGUAUAUCUCCAAGUAUACUCUAAAGUAUAUUUAUAGGGUAAAACAAUUAUAAUAUUUUUGAACCUGAAUGGACCGGAUUGAUGUUAUCUUUGGCAAAUUUUAUUAUUUGUGUUUCUAUCCUUCUGUAACGGGAAUAUCAAGUGCCGAAUUUCCAACACUCCAACACACACACCCCUACCCAUAACUCUUUAUCUCACUCUC